Molecule: messenger RNA, 2645 nt
Organism: Phasianus colchicus (ring-necked pheasant)
Lineage: Eukaryota; Metazoa; Chordata; Aves; Galliformes; Phasianidae
Gene: DLK1
Product: delta like non-canonical Notch ligand 1
Biological process (GO): heterophilic cell-cell adhesion; establishment or maintenance of epithelial cell apical/basal polarity
Cellular component (GO): plasma membrane; protein-containing complex
Molecular function (GO): calcium ion binding
Source: RefSeq, a predicted model, not a curated record
CUUUUCAAAGCAGCAAGUAAUGUAUCAGCGGAAAAGGAAAAAACAAGACAAACAGAAAAGGCAUGGAGGUAAUCUGAGUCAGAUGGGCAUAGUUUUUCUCAGGUAGCCAAACUUCUGGAGAGAUUUGAAGCAGUAGUAUCUGCCUCUAACCCCUUUCACCUGAGUGCUGUCUUUUAAACCACCCCUCAUUCUUAUCCUCUUCCUUUUUCUGUCCUUCAUUUCCCCUACUCUAGGUUAAAACUACAAAUCAGCAUUAACAGAAGCAAACUUUUUCAACCUGAGUGACAUCAUUAUCUUCAAGCACCAGUAAAUGGGCUAUCUGAAGCUAAUGCGUGCUUCUUGGUUUCUCUCACAUUUUCAGGCAGUUAAUCUUAGCCCGCUAUAAUCCUAGAGAAAAGGUUUUAUAGUUUCUUAUUAUACUAUAGUGAUCUCUAGUUGCAGCACGUAAAGGUAGACAAACUGGUAAAUGGUGUCUGGUGGAUGUAAGCACCACACCUGAAGCAGAAGAAAACGGAUCCCUCAGGAAGAGGCAAAAUUUCUUUAAAAGACGAUGGCAAGGAACAAGAAAUAGCUCAUCUGUUUCCAUAAGGGACACCUCAAAGGAAGAACAGAAAGAUAGAAAAGAGAGAGCAACAGUCACAGAGCGAAGCACAGAAUUUAAACUGCUUGGUGGUGGUGUAAAAAUGUUUUUCUUAUGUAUAUUAUGAACAACAACAACAAAAGACUGUCAGCUUUGGGUGCACUUUGUUCUUAUUUAUCACGUUCGCCUCUGAAACAGAACAAGCUUUGCCUGUACUGCUUUUGCUGGGGUCUCUCCCGAAAACAAAAAGUUGCUCUGAUGUGCACUGGGAGAGAAGUCUUCAGAAACCCGGAGCCCAGCACUGGCUCUUAGAGGACAGCGAUCCCGAGGUAAGAGGCGUGAUCAAAGUCCCCCCACUCCCCCAAACCCUCCCUCCUGCCGCGCCCCGCCACGAACCUCCUCUCGCCCGCGAUCGCGACAGGCGGGGUGCGCGCGGUGCCCGCUGCUCUGCACAGCCGGGCCGGGGGAGCCGGGCAGCGCUCCCCUCUCGCUUUCUCCUCCCGCCCCACCGCACCGCAACUCGCCGGCUCUGCGGGCGGAGGCCGGGGGUGCCUCCUCCUCCUUCUCCUCCUCCUCGCCACCCGGGAGGAUCCGCGCGAGCUCCGCGCUCAGCGGCCCCAUCAUGAGGCUGCGCGCCGCCGGGCUCCUCGGCUGCUGCUGCUGCUGCUGCUGCCUGCUGCCCCUCGUCCUCCCCGCCGCCCCAGGUGUGAGCUGUAAAGCUGGCUGCCACCCAGUGAACGGGUUUUGUGAAUUUCCCAGUGAAUGCAGGUGUCUGCCUGGUUGGCAGGGUGCUCUCUGCAAUCAGUGUGUCCCUUUCCCUGGGUGCUUGCAUGGCAGCUGUGUCAAACCCUGGCAGUGCAUCUGUGAGGAGGGCUGGGUUGGCAGCCUCUGUGACAUAGAUAUUCAGCCAUGCUCUGCAAAGCCCUGCACCAAUAACUCAACAUGCAUAGAGACUGGUGAUGGAGGAUAUAUUUGUCUGUGCGCCCAGGGAUUUACAGGAAAGAACUGCCAUCUCAGGAAAGGACCUUGUAUUAUUAACGGCUCUCCCUGCCAGAAUGGAGGAACAUGCAUUGAUGACAAUGGUUUUGCACCCCAUGCUUCCUGUCUGUGCCCUUCUGGUUUUGCUGGCAACUUCUGUGAAAUAGAUAGGGAUGACUGUGAAUCCAACCCAUGUGAAAAUGGAGGAACGUGUACAGAUAUUGGUGCAGGUUUCAGCUGUUUAUGUCCCUAUGGCUAUACAGGAAAACUCUGUAGCAGCCGUGUCACAUUCUGUGCAAGUGACCCAUGUGAGAACGGAGGAACAUGCAAAGAACAUCCACAGGGAGGAUUCAAAUGCAUCUGUAAGCCAGAAUUUGUUGGUGCCACCUGCAAACAUGUCAGCAAAAACACAAGCCUUUCUGCAGUGAAUACUGGCACAAAGAACAUGCAGAAUUACAAGCUUCCCCCAAAAGCUCAUCACAGAUCAGUGCAUCAAGAACAUGAAAUCCUGAAAAUAACAGUGAAAGAAACAAUCCAAAAUGCAGAUCCCUUGCUCAGUAAAAGCCAAGUGAUAUGUUUUGUUGUACUGGGAUUACUUACAUGUCUUGUAGUUUUGGGUACAACUGGGAUUGUAUUUUUUUCAAAAUGUGAAAUGUGGUUGGCUAAUGCCAAAUAUAGUCAUCUCCUGCGCAAGAAAAAGAACUUUCUUCUGAAGUCUAGUAAUGGGGAAAACCUUUCUGUUAAUAUUAUCUUCCCAGAGAAAAUCAAAUUGACAAAUUACACCAAGAACUACACUGCCAUCUAGGCCCUUGAAAGCUUGCUACCAAAUUGAAACAUACAUGUAAAAUAAAUUGAACUUGUUACCUGUGGUUGGCCUCAGGAUCUGUGGGUGCAUUUGCUGUAGCUUGUGCUGGAUGGUAAUGAAGACAAAUGUAACAUAUCUGUAUUGCAAAGGAUUUUUCAUUCCCCAAAGUAAAUCUAAAAAAAAAAGAAGAAAAAAAAAAAAAGAACUAAAGAGCAGGGAACGUUAACAUGAUUUACCUGCAAGGCAGCUAUUUUUUGUAAAAUAAAAGGUAAUUUACCAGUG